Penicilliopsis zonata CBS 506.65 is the source of this 992-nucleotide messenger RNA. RefSeq lists its product as hypothetical. NCBI's taxonomy places the organism in Eukaryota, Fungi, Ascomycota, Eurotiomycetes, Eurotiales, Aspergillaceae. The record is from RefSeq and is a predicted model, not a curated record. Gene Ontology annotation, molecular function: O-methyltransferase activity. The transcript has 2 exons. The coding region runs from base 159 to 878 and encodes 239 amino acids.
CAGGGAACGAGUUCAGACCGGUUGUAUUGGCAAGUCCUUCGGCUGCUAGGAAGUCGACAGUUACGUUCAACAUAUAAACCCCACUUGCUCUGCUCUCUUUAUUCACCCUCAUCCUACUCAUCGCCUUUACUUGAUUAUUUUAGUACAUCAUUACCAGAAUGUCUUCACGAACCACCAAAGCAAUCGCUCUACACGAGCACAUCUUCUCGCAGCCCGCCGAGACGUUUGCGAACAAGCCCUGGGCGCUGAUGAACGCGAUGGAAGCCUUCGCCACCCAAAUCGGCGGGAUGAUGAUCUUCCGCUCGUCGAAGCUGAAGAUCGUCCAGACAGCAAUGCAGCAGAUGGAUCCCAAACCAAAAACCGUCCUCGAGUUUGGCACUUAUGUCGGCCACUCGGCGUUGGCGUGGGGGGCUAUCCUGCAGGACUUGCAAGAUCCCUCCACUCUACCAGAAUGUAAUGUGUAUACCUUCGAGUUGGACCCGGAGCAUGCACGCAUCACGCGUGAUUUCAUCAAGCUAGCCGGUUUACAAGACACGGUGCACGUCGUGGAGGGGCCGGCCGCGGAGUCCGUCAAAACACUCUACGAACAAGGCAAAAUCACCCAGGGGGCUGUCGAUAUGGCCUUCAUCGAUCACUGGGAGGAAUAUUACCUUCCCGACCUGAAACUGUGUGAAUCCCUCCAUCUGUUUCGUAGGGGUACCAUCGUCGUCGCGGAUAAUACGGACCACCCCGGUGCGCCGGAUUAUGUCGCCCAUGUCAAGGCAGGAGGCGACGGAACGGUCAAAUAUGAGAGUGUGUCUCAUAGUACUGGACGGUCUUCGAGACCUGGUGGGCCGGUAAGAGCUUCCUUUAUUGUUCUACUUGUUUACUUGCUUUGAGUGGAAUGCUGAUGAAUGCUCAUGAAUGCUGAUUGAUAGACCAUUGUCGAGAUUAGCACUGUCGUCGAUGUGGCAUACCUGGGUAGGAUGUAGUCUGGUAUCUUAUGCUCAUAU